Molecule: messenger RNA, 801 nt
Organism: Aspergillus oryzae RIB40
Lineage: Eukaryota; Fungi; Ascomycota; Eurotiomycetes; Eurotiales; Aspergillaceae
Product: VOC family protein
Exons: 1
Coding region: 1-801 (266 amino acids)
Source: RefSeq, a predicted model, not a curated record
AUGUCUCGUCCAAAUCUCGAUCACAUUGUCAUCCUCAUCUCUCAUGAUGCUCUCCUGACCCUAUCCGACCACCUCCAAGAUCACUUCGUUAUCGCCCCAGGCGGGACCCAUGCCGAUGGACUGACCUCGAAUAAAUUAAUUCUCCUCCCAGAUGGAGUCUACCUUGAAUUCAUUGCCUUUGCCAAAGACGCCGAUCCCGAGCAACGCAGGAAGCAUCGCUGGGGAAACCUAAAGGAAAACACGAUCAUUGACUGGGCUCUCACAUUGCCGAGCGAAAGUGACUUCGCAGCGGUCCAACAACGAGUUCUCGACUCAAACGCCGGCUUUUCCUAUCAAGAUCCAAUUGCCGGAGGUCGAAAGAGGGAAGACGGAGUCAAUUUGGAAUGGGCAAUCAGUGCUGCGAGAGACGCACAUGGCAAUGCAAUCACCCCUGGCCAUCUGCCAUUUUGGUGCCUCGAUAGAACCCCCCGGCACUUGCGAGUGCCCUACCAGGAGCAGUCUGAUCUGACCCGGCAUCCUAGUGGGGUGUUAGGUAUAUCCUCGCUCUCAGUGUCUGUUCCGGAGGCACAGCUUUCUGGUUUCUCAACUGUGUACGAUGCGAUUUACACUCCUGAAGGUUCGGCGGGGUUAGAGCCCCGAAACUGGCAUUAUGAGGUUCCCUCGGGAUUGGGAGCUGGGAGACAUACCAUUUCCCUAUCUGCGAACGAGGUGGAAGCCGCGAUCAGACUUACUUUUCAUGGAGAAAAGCCAGGCCAAGUUGAACUUUUGCCCGGGCUUAUAGUUGCAGUUGAGUCAGAGUAG